This is a messenger RNA of Babjeviella inositovora NRRL Y-12698, 2598 nucleotides long. It is a transcript of the gene CAS1, whose product is annotated as ATP-dependent DNA helicase. The record is from RefSeq and is a predicted model, not a curated record. Gene Ontology annotation, biological process: cellular response to X-ray; double-strand break repair via nonhomologous end joining; telomere maintenance. NCBI's taxonomy places the organism in Eukaryota, Fungi, Ascomycota, Pichiomycetes, Serinales. Gene Ontology annotation, molecular function: double-stranded DNA binding; telomeric repeat DNA binding. Gene Ontology annotation, cellular component: Ku70:Ku80 complex. The transcript has a single exon. The coding region runs from base 35 to 2284 and encodes 749 amino acids.
CUUCACCCUCACCCCCCACCUUCGCCACAAUACAAUGUCAGGCAGUGCUACCGACAACAAGGUAGAUGCCAAAAAGUACAUCAUUCAUGAGGGAAUUGUGUUUGCAAUUGAACUUUCAAAGGCCGUGCAUGCGCCCGACGCCGCCAUCGGGGGACGUUCACAGUUGUUCGAGCUCUUGUCCACGAUUGCGGAGUUGUUCAAGCUGCUCGUGAUCACGCUACCGCACUCGGGCGUUUCUGUCUUCCUAUACAACUGCGCAGGUGUCCACCACCAUAUUCACCGCUUAUUAGGAUUACGCGAUAUCAACGGAUGGGCGAUGAAACACUUGAACGGCAUUUUACAGAACCACUUGACAGGGAUCCAGACCCUAGAAGAACGGUUUCCCGUGAGUGACGAGCCCACGCCAUUGCCAAAGCUCUUUAACACGGUGUAUGAUGAGUUUGUGUCGAAAGAGUACAACUGGAAUAAGUUUUUUUGGGUAACGAGUAUGAAAGGUGACGAAUACCUGGAUGAGCUCUACCACACACCCGAACUCAAAAACACUAUCCGACGCACCAUUAUGGACUUUAACAACCGGAACAUCCACUUGCAUCCGAUUCUCCUCGGGGAUGCCUCUCGGUGGAACGAGCGCGACCUCGGCCAGUACGAAGAGUUGCUCUUCAACCUACCGUCCCAUUCGAAUCCCUCUGACGCCCCCGCAACGGAUACGCAAGACCACCUUUACUCGCCCAGUCUCACGUUUGUGGCGGCCGAUGAGAUUAAGAAACGUAUCUUGCGGCUCAAAGAGGUCCAACGGUUUCAGUUCCUGGUGGACCUAUAUCUUUCCUUCCCCCAACUCACGGCGAUGCUCGCACAGACGAGCCCGGAAAAUGCGAGCACGCUCGCAGUCGUAUCGCUCAAGGGCUACGCGGUCUUUUCGCAGGAAAAAUUCGACCGCUCUAUCAACAUGACGUACGUGGACGAGCUCAACCGCUUCAAGGAGGUCCAGGCGGCCAUGAUCAAGGUGGACGACGCCAGCAGCGGGGUUCCUCAGAGCGAAAAGACGAACGGGGAUGGCUGCUUCGUAACCACCUACAAGCUUGGCGACGAGAGCUUCCAUUUGACGGAGGAACAGAAACUGACUGUCAGAGCGCUCAACGACCUCAUCAUGGCGUAUGACGUAUCAGAGGCCCCGGAGGAAGUCUUUGACAGCGCACACUUGCAGAGACUCCCGGAAAACGUGCUAGUGGAGUCGCACGGUGAAGACAAAACGUUCGGCCCACUCUCGCUUACCCUCCGCGUAAAACCGCCGUUCUUGGUCGUGAUUGGCUUCGCGGCCAUGGCAGCGCACCCCCGUCACUUGAGCGUGGCGCCACCUUCGUUCAUGACGGCGAACGUAUCUUGGACUGCCAACUUUAGUAAUAGUUUCAAGGUCUACAGCAGCUUGUACCAGGCGUGUUUGAAGAAGAAGAAGUGUAUUUUGGUGUAUGGGGUCACGCGCAAGAACACCAAUCCGGGAUUAUACGUGAUGUAUCCAACGGCCAAAUCUGCGACGGGGCUCAUCGACGAGAAAGAACACGGGGCGGCCCCGGCUCGGCAGACCCACCCUGAGGGUUUUUACUUGAUCAGGCUAGCAGCCAAUGACGACUACCGAUCAGACCCGCCGUACUUGCUGGAAUUGGUCCAAGACUACUACAACCAGCUAGGGAUGGCUUCGCCUGAUAACUUGCCCGAGCAGAACAAAGACAUCCCGGAGUUGGUCAAAUCCUUUACCAAGUUGUGCAAGCACUUUGUCUUGCGCGAUGGCUACGUCCCCCUGGACUACCCGAACCCGAACAUCAACUACUUCAUGGACAUGCUCGCGCAGCAGCUAUCGCAGGUGGAAGACACCAAGCUGGUGCACGCUGCCAUCGACACUACACCCAGCCAGACGUUGUUGAAGCACGAUGUCACCCUCCAGACGUUGCAGCGCGUACACGAGUCGAUCCAUGCAGACAAUGGUGCCGCUCUCGCGCUUCUCAAGCUGAUUAAUUCGCGCCUAAACAGCGUUGCAAAUGACCAGGAAUUGAGCUUCAUGUCCAACUCGCCAAUGACCGCAAAGAAACCCGCUACAGAAGGCGCCGUCACCGACGCCGACAUGCUGUACGCGUGGAAAAACGGCAAUAUCCACUACUACACGAUGGCCCAGUUGAAAAACUAUAUCAAGCAGAACGAGGCGACUCUCGGGUUUGGACCCACGGGUACCAAGCAGGUCCUCAUUGGCCGUUUGACUGAGUUUUUGAACUUGAAGAACGGCAUGGAUUAGCCAAAAGAUAUGGGUAAACAUGGAUAGCUUUUCCUUUGAGAGAUGAUAUUGUGGAUCACAUAGUGUGAUUUUAUCCAAAUUUGGACAGGGCCGGGCUUAUAGAGCAUUUCCAUGCACUAGAAAUUAAUUAUAUAUCGUAUGUCCAUUUUUUUGAGCCAAUCAAUCUUUACUGGCGAUAAGCGGCAUAGUAUAUUGGUUGAUACAUCAUCUGUAACGGUCUAUUUCGCUCUCUUACUCGAGGUGCUCAUGACGUCCAAUAUUUUCCAAACCUUAGCUCAAAACAGCACCUUGAUCUAACAGGUACAUGUUCAUCA